This is a messenger RNA of Hordeum vulgare subsp. vulgare (domesticated barley), 1080 nucleotides long. Its product is annotated as transcription factor ILR3-like. The transcript is spliced from 5 exons. Bases 229 to 945 code for a protein of 238 amino acids. Gene Ontology annotation, molecular function: protein dimerization activity; DNA-binding transcription factor activity. Lineage: Eukaryota; Viridiplantae; Streptophyta; Magnoliopsida; Poales; Poaceae. Gene Ontology annotation, biological process: intracellular iron ion homeostasis; regulation of DNA-templated transcription. The record is from RefSeq and is a predicted model, not a curated record.
CGCAUCUAUCCUCCUCCUCCACCUCUUCCUUUUUUUUUCUCGUUCGCCAGAGGCCAGCGAUAUAGGAGCAGCAGUUGCGUGCUGCUUGGCCGCGCCAAAAGCCAGCGGCCAACAAACUACGACUAGUUAGUUUUCCCCCUAGCGUCCCGAUCUCUUUCGGCUCGUGCCCACCCCACGCCCGCCACCAACGCCGGAAAGAUCUGCCCCCGGAUAGCUGGGAUUCCGGCGAUGAGCUGCGGCGGCGGGCAGAGCGGGUGGCUGCUGGACUACGGCCUCGUGGAGGAGGAGAUCCAGGCCUCCGACUUCAUCUACAUGGUCGACGAUCCGCCCGUCUCCAGCGCCAUGCUGGGGUUCGAUGCUCCCAGGAAGGAGGACGCUGCGGCCGCCCGGGACAACUCCGGCGCCAAGAAAAGAUCCCGUCCAGAGUCGAGCGCACAACCCGGCACAAAGGCGUGCCGAGAGAAGCUCCGGCGAGACAGGCUCAACGAAAGGUUCAACGAGCUCUGCGCCGUCCUGGAGCCCGGGAAGCCACCCAAGGCCGACAAGGUCGCCAUCCUCAGCGACGCCACUCGCCUCCUGGACCAGCUGCGCGCCGAGGCUCAGCAGCUCAAGUCCUCAAACGAGUCGCUCCAGGACUCUAUCAAGAGCCUCAAGUCCGAGAAGUCGGAGCUGCGAGACGAGAAGACGAAGCUGAAGGCCGAGAGGGAGAGGCUGGAGCAGAUGCUCAAGGGCGUCAGCGCUGCUGCUGCUCCCCGGCAGUUCAUCCCGCACCCGGCCGCCGCUGCGGCGCCGCAGUUCCACCCGGCGGCAGCGUUCGCGCACGCCGGCAAGUUCGUCCCGGCGUACGCAGCCGGCUACCCGCCGCCGGCAGCCUUCUGGCAGUGGAUACCGCCGACGUCGCUGGACACGUCCAAGGACCCCGCGCACUGGCCCCCCGUUGCGUGAUCAGCUCGAUGACGCACGGCGGCCAUCGUCGGAGGAUGUAGAAGGUUGACCAAAGCACGCGCCCGGAGAUAACAUCGGUUCCUGGUGAUUGUGUAGCGGUGUCUAUGAUUAUGAUGUGGGUAUAAUGAUCCAGGG